ACCCAAAUUUUCCUCGAACCCACACAAUAAAUACCCCACACAUCUAAUUGAAUUCUUCUUCUUUCCCCUUCACAUUAUUCUCCUAUUUUUCUCUGUUGCAUACAUAUUUUUCUCCAUACAAAGGCCCAUGGCGGAGGCGACGCUGCUCUCAGAUCUCGGCACCCAAAUUAUCAUACCUAUUUGCGCGCUAGUCGGCAUAGUUUUCGCCCUCGUGCAAUGGAUGCUCGUGGCCAAGGUGAAGAUCUCCACCGGAAAAUCAAAUUCCGCCGACGGGAAUAAUGGAUUCACCGAAGCCCUAAUCGAGGAGGAGGAAGGCAUCAGUGAACAUUCCGUCAUUCGCAAGUGCGCCGAUAUCCAAGCCGCCAUAUCCGAAGGCUCGACAUCGUUCCUUUUCACAAUGUACCAAUAUGUCGGAAUCUUCAUGGUUGCGUUCGCCUUAUUAAUCUUCCUCUUCCUCGGAUCAGUCAAAGGAUUCAGCACAAGCCAUCAACCCUGUGCGUACGACAGCACCAAAAUGUGCAAGCCCGCCCUAGCGACAGCUGUCUUCAGCACAGUAGCCUUCCUUCUCGGAGCUGUCACCUCUGUGAUCUCCGGUUUUCUUGGAAUGAAAAUCGCCACCUAUGCGAAUGCUCGAACCACCUUAGAGGCAAGAAAGGGUGUUGGAAAGGCUUUCAUAGUUGCAUUUAGAUCUGGUGCAGUUAUGGGCUUUCUCCUGGCUGCAAAUGGUCUUCUCGUUUUGUUUAUCACCAUCAAUCUCUUUAAGUUAUACUAUGGUGAUGAUUGGGAAGGUUUGUUCGAGGCUAUAACUGGUUAUGGCCUUGGUGGUUCUUCGAUGGCUCUCUUUGGUAGAGUUGGUGGAGGUAUCUACACUAAAGCUGCUGAUGUAGGCGCUGACCUCGUCGGCAAGGUGGAGCAGAACAUUCCGGAAGAUGACCCCAGAAACCCUGCGGUUAUUGCGGAUAAUGUCGGUGAUAAUGUUGGAGAUAUUGCUGGAAUGGGGUCGGAUCUUUUUGGCUCGUACGCAGAAGCUUCGUGUGCUGCUCUUGUUGUUGCUUCAAUCUCGUCUUUCGGAAUCAAUCAUAACUUUACUGCUAUGCUGUUUCCUCUUCUGGUCAGCUCUGUUGGAAUCCUCGUUUGUUUGCUCACCACAUUGUUUGCAACCGAUUUCUUCGAGGUCAAGGCAGUCAAUGAGAUCGAGCCCGCAUUGAAGAAGCAGCUCAUUAUCUCCACAAUACUGAUGACAGCUGGAAUAGCUUUCGUUAGCUGGAUCGCUCUUCCUUCGUCCUUCACUAUAUUCAAUUUCGGUGUGCAGAAAGAAGUUCAAAGCUGGCAAUUGUUCUUGUGUGUGGCGGUUGGUUUGUGGGCGGGCUUGAUUAUUGGAUUCGUCACAGAGUACUACACGAGCAAUGCUUAUAGCCCGGUGCAAGAUGUUGCAGACUCGUGCCGUACAGGGGCGGCUACGAAUGUGAUUUUUGGGCUAGCGUUAGGUUACAAAUCGGUUAUUAUUCCGAUAUUCGCAAUCGCGAUUAGCAUUUUCGUUAGCUUUAGCUUUGCUGCAAUGUACGGGAUUGCGGUGGCUGCACUUGGAAUGCUGAGUACAAUAGCAACUGGAUUGGCUAUCGAUGCGUAUGGUCCAAUCAGUGACAAUGCUGGGGGUAUCGCUGAGAUGGCAAGGAUGAGUCACACUAUUCGAGAGAGGACCGAUGCACUUGAUGCUGCUGGGAAUACCACUGCAGCCAUUGGGAAGGGAUUUGCAAUCGGGUCUGCAGCUCUCGUUUCCCUAGCCCUAUUCGGUGCAUUCGUGAGCCGUGCUGACAUCACAACCGUAGAUGUACUAACUCCAAAAGUGUUCAUUGGUUUGAUAGUGGGUGCAAUGCUCCCUUAUUGGUUCUCUGCCAUGACAAUGAAGAGCGUCGGCAAAGCUGCUCUUAAGAUGGUCGAAGAAGUUCGCCGACAGUUUAACACAAUCGUGGGUAUAAUGGACGGUUCUGGUAAACCCGACUAUGCGACAUGUGUCAAGAUCUCAACGGACGCUUCCAUCAAGGAGAUGAUUCCUCCCGGUGCUCUUGUCAUGCUCACUCCACUCAUUGUCGGAAUAUUCUUUGGCGUCGAGACUCUUUCCGGUGUUCUUGCUGGAUCUCUCGUCUCUGGUGUCCAGAUUGCUAUCUCAGCCUCCAACACAGGUGGUGCAUGGGACAACGCCAAGAAAUAUAUCGAGGCGGGUGCUUCGGAGCAUGCACGCAGCCUAGGUCCAAAAGGAUCCGAUCCACACAAAGCAGCUGUGAUCGGAGACACGAUCGGUGACCCACUCAAGGACACAUCUGGACCGUCACUUAACAUUCUCAUCAAGCUUAUGGCUGUUGAAUCUCUCGUUUUUGCUCCGUUCUUUGCUGCACACGGUGGAUUGCUCUUCAAGAUCUUCUGAAGUGUAAGGCAAACACAAAAUCUCUGCCCCCCCCCCUAAUUUAUCCUGUCAUGAGUAAUAAUCUUUUUUUUUUUUUUUUUUUUUUGAGGUUUCGAAUAUAAAUUUUGCCAUGAUUAAUUAGUAUGUUCGAAUCUUGCCAAUAGUUGGGACACUGUUUUAUUAUUGUUAUUAUUAUUAUUAUUAUUAUUUUUUACUUUACUCUUUGGGUUUAAUAUUAUAUGUAUAAAUUGAAAUAUUUCAAGUGUUGGUUCAGCCCAUGUGCCCAAAUCCUAAUUCACGUUGCACCCAUUUGUUUGUAAAAGUUUUUCAGAUUGUAUUUAUUUAAUCAUGAUCAUUGUAUUU
Molecule: messenger RNA, 2767 nt
Organism: Erythranthe guttata (spotted monkey flower)
Lineage: Eukaryota; Viridiplantae; Streptophyta; Magnoliopsida; Lamiales; Phrymaceae
Product: pyrophosphate-energized vacuolar membrane proton pump
Biological process (GO): proton transmembrane transport
Cellular component (GO): membrane
Molecular function (GO): inorganic diphosphate phosphatase activity; diphosphate hydrolysis-driven proton transmembrane transporter activity
Source: RefSeq, a predicted model, not a curated record